Molecule: messenger RNA, 675 nt
Organism: Phaethon lepturus (White-tailed tropicbird)
Lineage: Eukaryota; Metazoa; Chordata; Aves; Phaethontiformes; Phaethontidae
Gene: PROCR
Product: protein C receptor, endothelial
Exons: 4
Coding region: 1-675 (224 amino acids)
Biological process (GO): negative regulation of coagulation
Molecular function (GO): signaling receptor activity
Source: RefSeq, a predicted model, not a curated record
AUGCUCCGGUUGCUGCUGCUCUGGGGGGCCCUGGGCUGCGGGGCAGACCAGGCAGCCCCGCUCACCUUCACCAUGCUGCAACAGACCCGCGUCUCCAAAGGCAGCUCCGUCUUCUGGGGGAACGCCAGCCUGGAUGGGCGGCUCAGCCACCUCCUGGAGGGGCUUAAUGUCACCCAGGUGCUGCCGCUGGAGCCCCCCGAGGCCUGGGCCAGGCGGCAGCAGGGCGUGACCACCUACCUGCUCUACUUCGGCCAACUGGUGAGGCUCUUCAGCAAGGAGAGGCCCAUCAACUACACCCAGAGCCUGUGCUGCCGCCUGGGCUGCCAGCUCUUCCCCAACGGCACGACUCACAGCUUCUACGAGGUGACCCUCAACGGGACGGCUUUCCUCAGCUUCCACGUCCCCAAUGCCACCUGGGAGCGGCGCUGGCCCGGCCCGGACGCGGUGGCCACCUUCGCCGAGAGGGAGCUGAUGAAGUACCCCAAGACCACCCGGGACCUCCAGCAUUUCCUCAACACCACCUGCGUCGGCAUCCUGCGGGCUCAGAGCGCCGAGACGGGUCCGUGCCGGGGCUUGGGGUCGCACGCCCCGCUGGUGCUGGGCCUGAUCCUGGGGACCUUCGCCUUGCUGGGCAUGGCCGUGGGGAUCUUCCUGUGCACGGGAGGGAGCUGCUAG